GGUGUCUCCGCCACGAGUCCUAAUCAAUGACUGGUUGAAUUAACGAUCGUUGGCGCCACCGCUUUUUAUGACUCACACAUAAAUAAAACCGUGCAAAGCUCGUGUGAAGGCAAAAGCGAAGAUUUCCCCGAGGUGACAACAGAUCCAAACAUGGUGUCUAGGUUGUUCUUUGCUCUUUUAGUUCUGUCUGUGAUAUUAGAGUUCUCAAGUCGAUGUGAAGCUCAGAGCGGAAGAUAUAUAUGCAUGUUCAUGACGUGUAAGCGUGAGGUAUGUCACAUGACGAAAGUAGAGUUUUUAAGGCUCUUUUUAACUGUUGUAGAUGCGUGAUUCUUCUAGUCUUCACAAUUUCUGAGCUAGUAGCUCACCCAUCCAGUUCGCCCUAACUAAAUAAUACGCCAUUUUUUUUACUGAAAAUUGUAAACACGGUUGAUCUACUAUGCCAUCGCUCUACUAGAAUAUUAGACAGGGCAAAGAUUAACUUAUACCUAAAACAGCAAACGAAAAAAAUUAUUUUCUUCAGCCUGGUUUGAACUAAUAUUUACAUAAGGAUUGAGAUAAACGUUUGCGGUCGCCUGAUCUCUGACUUUUGUUGUUUUUCUUCCAGGAGUUGGAGAAUCCUCAGGCCUCAUUGGCCGAUGAUAACCCAGUCCCUUUGAACGAGUACAGACGAAAUAAGCUGAUGCGAUUAUCAAAACUGCUUCACGAAAAACGAAACUUAUUUGACGAUGUUCAGUCAGAUGAGCGAUGAUGAUGGAUCUUCCAUAACAGAAACUUACAUGCGUAUCUUAAUUUGA
Messenger RNA from Pocillopora meandrina, 794 nucleotides. The record is from the annotation of a GenBank genome assembly. Lineage: Eukaryota; Metazoa; Cnidaria; Anthozoa; Scleractinia; Pocilloporidae.